Molecule: messenger RNA, 2183 nt
Organism: Thamnophis sirtalis
Lineage: Eukaryota; Metazoa; Chordata; Lepidosauria; Squamata; Natricidae
Gene: MRPL3
Product: mitochondrial ribosomal protein L3
Biological process (GO): translation
Cellular component (GO): ribosome; mitochondrial large ribosomal subunit
Molecular function (GO): structural constituent of ribosome
Source: RefSeq, a predicted model, not a curated record
GACGCGUUUUUUGAUGUGGAAUCAUGUCGGGAGUUGGUCUGCUGUGUCGUGUAGGAUUGCGACGGUUCGUACCUGGAAGCAUCCUUAAUUCAGUUCUCGGGGCAGCGGAGCCUGCGGAAGUUGGAGUUAGACGGCAGGGUCUGUGGUUUGUCACAGUUCGACAUAUUAUUUACAAUAGCACAUGGUGGGAUGAGCAACUUUCAGAAGAAAAUGUUGAGUUCCUUAAGAAACUUUCAACAGAAGAAUAUAAAACUCAAACUGCUAGUAAACUUUGUCCUCUGAAAGAUGAGCCAUGGCCUCUGAACUCAUGGGAGCCAGGUUCUAAAAGAGUCGGUAUUAUUGCAGUAAAGUUGGGAAUGAUGCCAUUAUGGACUAAGCAGGGUAAAAAAAUACCUGUCACAAUGCUUCAGGUUCAAGACUGCCAUGUUAUUAAAUACACACCCAAAGAAGAAUUUGAUGGGAAAACUCCCAGUCUAACUGUUGGGGGGAAAAAUGUGUCUGAAUUCCAUAGAAGUUCUUCUGUCAUGGAAAUAUACAGAGAACUAGGGCUUCCACCAAAACAGAAAACUUCAAUAUUUCGAGUGUCACCUAAUGCUGUCAUUAAGCCAGGUACACCUCUGUAUGCAGCUCAUUUCCGCCCAGGGCAGUACGUGGACAUCACUGCUAAAACAAUUGGCAAAGGUUUCCAAGGAGUCAUGAAAAGAUGGGGAUUUUCUGGCCAGCCUGCUUCCCAUGGCCAAACUAAAACACAUAGACGACCUGGAUCAAUUUCUAAUUCUGGUGUUUCAAAGGUCUUCAAGGGAAAGAAAAUGCCAGGACAAUUAGGAAACUUCUAUCGGACAACUAGGGGACUAAAGAUAUGGCAGGUCAAUGUGAAGCACAAUAUUUUAUAUGUACAUGGAAGUGUUCCUGGUCAUAGGAAUUGCUUAGUAAAGGUCACUGACACCGUUUUACCAACUUACCAAGAAAACCUUAAGAAUCCACCAUUUCCAACAUUUUUUGCUGAUUCUGAAGAGCUGCCUGAUGAGCUGUAUGAUGAAGAGCUUUUCCAGUUCACUGAACCCUCUAUUGCACUCUCUGAGUCCUGAAGAAUUAAUAGCUAUUCUACCUUCAGUCUUCAGAACUAAACAUGAAGCCCUCACUGAAGGGCCCUAUGACUUCUUUAAGAUGGUAUCCACAUAACGUGGAUCUUUAUUGAUUUCCAGAUCCACUAUUAAAUAAAAACAGUUCUUUGAAACUGAAGAGAAGCAUUCUGUAACGUUAACAAAUUAAUAUGAUUCAUAUAAUAAAUAUGUAUUUUUAAUGUUAUAAUUUAGAAAUAUCUGCUGGUUUGCACAUACCACAUUUCCUAUUGUGUAAAGCCAACUUUUCAUGACACAUAUCCUGAAGUCCUUUUUGAUUCAAAAGACAACAUCCAGUAGCUGAAAAGAAAUAGAACUUGCCUAAAAUAAUAUGAGAUUGAUAUAUGAAUUCAAUAAGAGUCUGUUUCAAUGAACUUAAUAGGGUUUGCUUCUGAUUAACAGCCACAUUUUUGUUAUGAAAGAAACAGAAGAUAAUGUGUGAAACAUCUCAAGGUUUACAUCUGCUUUCAUAUGAAGACAUAUUUUACUUUUUGCAGAACGCACUUAUUUCAACACAAAACAAUCCUCAAAUAUGAAGGAAAAUUGCUUUGAAAUUAUCAAUAUCAUUCUAAAAUUAUUUCUCCCUAAUCAUUCAUAGGGUCACCCAACCAUUAUGGGUGUGCUUUCUUGCUGAGAUAGCUGUCAUGUCUUGAGUGCUUAUGAAAAAUAUCUGGGUAGUUCAUAUGGAAAAAAAUGAUAAAGAUCGGUAUGACUCCUUAAUCAGUUCCACCAUAGCUCUUUGCAUGAAGAACUAGGGUGGAUCUGUGGCAGGCUUUUUUAAACUUUGAAUCAGAAGGAAGUUGCUCUGGAAGACCAGCAGUAAAGAAAGAUUUUUAAGAAUCUGCUUAAACAUUGCUUUUUGAGAAACCUGUUGAACUUUCAAGCAAUCCAAACCUACAAUAAAAGGAUCUUGUUGGAGCAGCUGCUUUUCUUUUGAUUUAUAUCAUUAUUAUUUUUUCUCCUUCCUCAUUUCCCCCCUAAAAUGAAGCUAGCUCAGGGCUGUCAAACUCCCGGUCCAUGGACUAGAUGCUCCUGAAGCCUCUGGAGGGCUUCCAGGGGGGC